UAAUUAUACGGAUGCAACACCAAAACCACUAUGCAACCCAAAGUAUUCAAAUGAUCUGGGAUCUAAGCUGUCCGUCCUCUACUACUUCAUGUUCAUCUUCAGUCUUGUAGGAAACAGCUUGGUCCUGGUCAUCAUCCAUCGGUUUGAGAGGCUAACCACGGUGACCAACAUCAUGCUGCUGAACCUGGUUAUCUCCUCCUUCAUAUUCAUGAGCAGCCUUCCUUUCGUAGCAGUUUACAUGCAGCUCCAAAACUGGAUUUUUGGCAACGCUGUAUGCAAGAUCAUCAGAAGCGUCUAUUUUCUGGGUAUCUACAGUUCUGUCCUCUUUCUGACUCUACUGACCUUUGACCGACACCUUGCUGUUGUUUAUCCUUUGAAAGCAUCAAGCGUGAGGAAUCCAAAAUAUGCCUUUUUCUCCUGUGCUGUGGUCUGGAUUGUCAGUGCCGUGGUUUGCAUCAGACCAAUGCUCCUCUACAGCACUUUCCCUGGUUUAGCAACGUACUGUGAAGUGCACCAAGGCAGCCUGUCUUUUGAUAUUGCGAAUAAACUGAUGGAAGCUGGGUUUUACCUUCAGCUAAUCUUGUUCUUCAUCUUCCCUGUCAUUGUUAUUGUCUACUGUUACCUUCGAAUUGGUUUUACCGUUAUGUCAUCCAGAAUAGUCUCCAAAUUCAAGACAGUCCGGCUGAUAUUUGUUAUUGUCCUGCUGUUUUUUAUCUCCUGGGCCCCAUUUAACAUCCUGACGCUGAUGGAGGCUAGAGUUACCAGUUGUGAUGAAAGACAGAUGAUUGAAUACAGGCUCCAAAUCACUCGCAACCUGGCGUAUCUUUACUAUUGCAUCAGCCCCCUCUUAUACACCUUUAUUGGGAGGAAAUUCCAAAACUACUUCAGACAGUUGAUGGUAAAAUACUUCCCGGCUUUGAAGAAGUACAUCUCCGUUACGGAAGUCAGCAGAACCAAUUUAUCAACUAAAAGUACAAGAAAUGAGCUUUAGGGAGUAAACACAAAACUACUUUUUACCCAAGUUCUACCUUAAUAGAAAAUGGAGGCCAACGUUUGAUGACUGACUCUCAGAAGGAAAUUUGAUUAAAAGCCAGAUAAACUUUGAAAUAAAAAGGAUGGGGAUUGCUGAAGAGGGUCCUAACAUUGAGGUUUUGGUAUAGAAAAGCUUGUAAGGUGGCUUUGGUGUGUAAAUAAGUGGUUGCAAAGAGAGGUUUUAUGUAAUAUCUUCCUGAAACAGCUGUAUGUUAAAAGAUUCCUUAGGAAAGGAACCUCACUUAUCCCUCAGCCUGUUGUUGCAGGACUGCUCAGAGCGGUUACCAUACUUUGUGGCACAUGUUCCAAUGGAUUCCCCAAUUGUUUUCCAAUCCAAUCUCAAGAUGGCAAUUUGACACGUCCUACCUCUGAUGGUAAAAGCUUUUUGAUAUUCGAAGAUGACAAGAAUGCCAUACAUGAAGUUUAAAGGGUAACCUAACAGGGAAGUUGGAGGCUGACUCCGCCCACAGCCGAAAUUUGAAAAUCCAGUCAGGGGGUGGGGCUUGGGAACAGGACUGUUAUCAUUACUGGAGCUGCAGAUCAUGAUGUGGAACUUCUGAAAUGAUGUGAGACUUAAAUGCCGAGAUCCCGAAAUUCAAAUGUAAUACCUCGUUUCAACCUGUAGGGGGCAGCACACGGUCAGUUUUUGACUAUAUUUACAAUAAUUCAAAAAGUUUAUUUUAAUUUGUCAAAAAUUUGGCAACGACCAACAGACAGCACUUUUAAAGCCCCGUUUAUAGAGGUAAAAAAAGUUGAUUUGGGUUUGGUGACCCUUUAAACUUUGACUCUGAUCAUCUUUUGAUCUAUUUCUAAAGUUUUUAGUCAUGAUUAUGCUUUUCUUAACCAAUAAGGAAAAAAAAUAUUGGUUUUAAGGAUAUAUUUCCUGCAGAGCGGCAGUAAGUCAUUAGAAAUCCCCUUAAAGUUGAGGGCGGGACCACUGACAUGGAGUAAACCUGCACUGACUUCCCAUCAUCCUUUCAUUCACAUUAUCUCCUGCUAGCUUACAGCCCCUCACAAUCCAAACCAAAAAAAAAAAAAUAAAUGGUAAGCAAUAUUAGAUCUAUCCAGUCCUGCAGUUUUGACCCAGAUUCAAGCCCAGACAAGGAAGACAUUCAUGGAUCUUUUUCUUCUGCUCCAGAUUUAAAAUAAUCUGAAUAGAGAAAUACUCAGGAAUGCAAAUUUAAGGUUAAUUUUCUUUCUAUAUGUCCACCAUGACAGAAUUGCCGCAAGAACCUAUUAUGAACACAAACACCAACAUUUUCAUUGUUGUGGGUCAUUAAGUAUAUCUGUUCCAAUAACCAUCUGCAGAUUUUUCCAUCUCAAAUAAUCAGGAAAAAUCCCUAAACAUAAAUGCUUGUAGUAAUACAUCAUUUUACUUUGUUUGAAUUGCAAAUUUCAUGCACUUAACUUUAAACUUUUACAGCUAAAAAACAAAAAGAAAAACAUUAUUUUUCAUCAACUUCUUCUCUUCUUUUGAUGGAUUUAUACAUAUCUCUCUUACAUUUUUAAGCCUUUGAAGUACUGAAGUUUGUUUUAAGUUGUUGACUGUACAGAGAAUAAGAAACUGCAUUAAAUGUAUCACAGUUGUUUUUUUAAUGUUUCAAAUAUAUGUUGGUUCUUUUGAUUGUUCUGUUAUUUUUUUUAAUAAACAUUUUUGUAAUAAACAUGCC
Molecule: messenger RNA, 2702 nt
Organism: Oryzias melastigma (Indian medaka)
Lineage: Eukaryota; Metazoa; Chordata; Actinopteri; Beloniformes; Adrianichthyidae
Product: C-C chemokine receptor type 1
Biological process (GO): G protein-coupled receptor signaling pathway; immune response; chemotaxis
Cellular component (GO): membrane
Molecular function (GO): chemokine receptor activity
Source: RefSeq, a predicted model, not a curated record